Molecule: messenger RNA, 1942 nt
Organism: Corylus avellana
Lineage: Eukaryota; Viridiplantae; Streptophyta; Magnoliopsida; Fagales; Betulaceae
Product: putative serine/threonine-protein kinase PBL10
Biological process (GO): protein phosphorylation
Molecular function (GO): ATP binding; protein kinase activity
Source: RefSeq, a predicted model, not a curated record
AAAGUAUAAAAUCGCUGAGCUAGAGACUGGGACCAGUUCGCCAUUAUUGCAAUUCACCGGCACCUUCCAACACUUUCUCUCUCCUUCUCUUUUCUGUAGUUAUAAGAGCAGUCAAAGCUGAGCUCUUAGUUGAAGCUUUGUCAACUUGUUCUCCUUUAGGAAAGCUCUCUCUGAGCUUCUCAGCCACCCGAAUAUUACUCAAACCCAAAACCCACUUCUCUCUCACACAGCGUGUAAAAAUCGUCCUCGGCUUCGCUGAAAAGGAGGAAGGAAAAUCAAAAGCGUAGUUGGCUUUCAUGGGGAUUUGCUUGAGUGCCCGAAUUAAAGCUGAGAGCCCUUGUAACACAGGGGCAAAUUCGAAAUAUGUUAGCACAGAUGGAAACGAUUUUAGCAGUUCGAGUAGCAAGGUCUCGUCAUUUUCAGCGCCUCUGACUCCUCGGAGUGAGGGUGAGAUCUUGCAGUCCACCAAUGUGAAGAGCUUUAGUUUUGCUGAACUCAAAAUGGCCACCAGGAAUUUCCGUCCUGAUAGUGUGUUAGGAGAAGGUGGUUUCGGCUCCGUUUUUAAGGGGUGGAUUGAUGAGCAUACAUUUGCUGCUGCCAAGCCUGGGACUGGCAUGGUUAUAGCUGUUAAAAGGCUUAAUCAAGAAAGUUUUCAAGGUCACAGGGAGUGGUUGGCAGAAGUUAAUUAUCUGGGACAGCUUUAUCAUCCUCAUCUUGUGAAAUUGAUUGGCUAUUGCUUAGAGGAUGAACAUCGACUGCUGGUGUAUGAGUUCAUGCCUCGAGGCAGCUUGGAAAAUCAUUUAUUCAGGAGGGGUUCAUAUUUCCAACCUCUUUCUUGGAACCUCCGUCUGAAGGUUGCCCUUGGUGCUGCAAAGGGGCUUGCCUUUCUUCAUAGUGCUGAAACAAAAGUGAUAUAUCGGGACUUCAAGACUUCUAAUAUUCUGCUUGAUUCGAGCUACAAUGCAAAGCUCUCUGAUUUUGGGUUGGCCAAGGAUGGGCCGACAGGCGAUAAAAGUCAUGUCUCUACCAGGGUUAUGGGGACCUAUGGAUAUGCUGCUCCAGAGUAUCUAGCUACAGGUCAUCUUACUACCAGAAGUGAUGUCUAUAGUUUUGGGGUUGUCCUACUAGAAAUGUUGUCUGGUCGGAGAGCAGUUGAUAAGAAUCGACCAUCUGGAGAGCACAAUCUGGUAGAAUGGGCUAAACCCAACCUUGCAAACAAACGUAAGAUCUUCCGAAUCCUAGACAACCGUCUUGAAGGCCAAUAUACAAUGGAUGUAGCCUAUAAGGCUGCGACACUUUCAUUGCGAUGCCUAUCCAUGGAAGCCAAGUUCAGGCCGACGAUGGAUGAAGUUGUAACAGCAUUGGAGCAGCUCCAGGAAUCAAGGGAUACUGAAGGCGUUCAGAAAACUUUGAGCAACGGACCCAGGACUCGAAGACGAAGUGCAGAUGAUGCUCACCCGGAAAGGAAACCUGCUGCUUACCCCCGGCCCUCUGCUUCCCCUCUAUAUGCUUGAAAACUCAAUAGCAGAACUUGAGAAAAGCUGCUUCUUUGUUCUGCUAAUAACUGUACAGAUCAUAUUUCGGCUAGCGUAUUCGAAAGAUCAAUCUCUUGACAAUUUCCUGGUGAGCUUUUAACAGAGGAAUGCCACAGUGAUAUAUAUAUGCCUUACAGAUAUAUGUUUGUAACAAUUUGGAAACAGCUUGGAAAAUAGGGAUGCAAGUGCAAUUGUAUGAUGACUACAGGUAGCUGUCCUUUUUCUUUCAGCCUGGGGUGGUAUAUCUUCCUUUUGUUUUACUAUUAGAUGGGUCUGUCUGUCUCUCAUUUACAUGUAUCAGUUUGUUGUAAUGUCUCUAUAUCUGUUUUUUCCAAAGAAGGAAAAGAGACGAAAUCCAGCCAUUGAUAUGAUUGUUUCUCUGUGAUUAUGAAGUUGUUAUUCUUUUC